Messenger RNA from Fusarium proliferatum ET1, 1065 nucleotides. RefSeq lists its product as uncharacterized. Lineage: Eukaryota; Fungi; Ascomycota; Sordariomycetes; Hypocreales; Nectriaceae. Bases 1 to 1065 code for a protein of 354 amino acids. The record is from RefSeq and is a predicted model, not a curated record. The transcript has 3 exons.
AUGGCUCGCCCCAAGAAGCAAGUUGUUGAGAAGCAACAGCAGCAGCAACAGCCUGCUCCCGUUCCUAUCCCUCCUCAGCACAUUCAGCAAUACCCUCAGCACCCGCAGCCCAUUGCCGCUGUUCCUCAGCCUGCGAUGCCCAUGCCCAUGCCUCCUCCUGUUGGAGUUCCUCAACCUCAGGCUGUUAUGCCUCAACGCGUCGUUGAGGCAGAUAGCUUUCUGCGCGUGAGAGAUUCGGCUGUUGGGCGAUUGACUACUAUUCUUGAGCUUCUCCGAUCUUUCACUGCCGACUAUGUUCGCCAGACAAAUCUUUUGCUUGGUGAGCCCACUGCCGAAGGCUCGCAGGACAACCUCCUCGCCAACUUCGAGCAUGCCGCUCAACAGCUGAUUAUGCCCAUUCCUGAGCUGGCUCCUCCUGUCGAGGAGAAGAAGGAGCGCAAGAAGCGAACCAUUGAUCCUAACGCGCCCAAGCGACCUUUGACUCCUUACUUCCUCUACAUGCAGCAUGCUCGAUCCAUCAUCGCUAAUGACCUUGGUUCUGAGGCCCCCAAGGGUGCCGUUCAAGAGGAGGGCCAACGUCGUUGGGCUCACAUGGGUCCCCAAGAGAAACAGGGCUGGAACAAUGCUUACCAGUACAACCUCCGUUUGUACAAUGCCCGUGUUCAUUCUUACAAGCACGGUAACCCUCUGGCCAAGAACAUGACUGAUGAGGAGGCCUUGAAGUACGCCGAGGACUUCAACGUCCCCAUGUCUGAGAUCAAGGACGCUGCUCAGAACGAAGCACCUGCCGACGAUCAGGAUGCCAUUGCUGAACAGCUCCAAGCUGUGGCUGCGGCUCCCGCUAUUGACGAGCCUGAGCAGGCUGAGACCCCUGCUAAGACGCCUAAGAAGGCCACUGGCGGCCGUAAGCGCAAGACAGCCACACCUGCUGCCGCCGCUGAGGAAGCCAAGCCUGCCCCCGCUAGCCCUGACAAGAAGCGACGACGCACAUCUACCAAGGCUGCCGCUGCCGAACCCCAGGAGGAGCCUAAGAAGUCGGGUCGCAAGAAGACUAAGAGUUCUUGA